CUGGCAAGCGCUCAAGAAUUGACUUUUGCUUGUCGCCUCUGUCAUUUCUUCAACUUCCACUCGAGCUGCGAGCUUUUUCCCUCGCAGGACAAUGAAAUUUAUUCCGCCACUGCUCGGGGAGACCAUGAAUCCCCGAUCAGGAUGGAAACUCUGCAGCAGCGUCCUCAUUAAAAUUCCCUGACCGUACACUCACCACGAAAACCUCCUUUCGUGGGUGGCACCGGCGUCCUGCGCGACACUUAAUUGCGCACCACGCAUUUAACCGGUGCUCACGGAUUACAUUUUCAUCACCGUGGCCGCGGAUCACGUUGCCUCGGAGCGGACAGCUGGUAGGCGUCCAAGCUAUUUACAACAUCAAGGCAGAGAGGAAAGGUGGGCACAGAGUCCCAGAGGUCCGGCGAGGGGUGGCGCCCGGCGCAUCUCAUCCAGCGCUUGGACGCACUGUGCCGCUUCCUGAGGGGACCCACACAGUCGGACACAGGCCAGUCCUGCUUUCUGCUGCCGGGGCUUCACUGGCGUGUGCUUAAGAGCUCAUGUGACAUUUCUUUGGUGGGGACUGGCAACAUGUGCGCCUGGCUCGUGUGAAGUGUGACACAGCGGCUUUGGGGAUUCAUUUCUCUCGGAUACGCCAAGUACCCGACGUUACGGCGCACCUUGUCUUAUAGAGAACCAUGAGCACUGUGGAGGAGGAGCCGGAUCACAUGAUACCAUGAAGACAAGCCUGCAGGUCCUGCGCUGCCAGCUGCUGAGUGUUCUAGCUUUCCUAGCACUGCCAGUAGGACUGGUGUCAUCAGCACAGGAGCUGUACCUCGGCCAGACGUCCCAGGACUCCGUCUCCAUGGCAGCCACCCAGAGCAGCCCCCUCACUGCCCCCAUCCUCUCCCACCUGGACUGGCAUAAGGAGGGAUCCAGCAGCGGGGAAUGGCCCCCUAAAGGAGCCAGUCACCCCACAAACAUCAUCCUCCGCACUGUGGCACUUCCCUCCCAGGGCUGGCUUCACACCACCCAAAUCCCCCACAGCCUCAGCCUGGCCUCUGAAGACCCUCCCAUUCACAAUGCAAAUACUGUCAGUCCAAACACUGUGAGCACUGCAAGCACCAAACCGGGUCAUGUGACCGGGAGCGGUGUGAGUCAGCCCCAGGAGCCAGGCUCUGAUGUUGUCAACCAGAGCCACAUGCACAAAUUGGUCAGGGCAUCUCAAGCUCAUAACCCAGAUACUGUCAGCAUUAACCAGGCCAGCAGCAGUCCUAAAUCUCCCAGCCUAGCUGCCCCACAUAUAGAGGAGCAGUCUGCUGCCAGGGGGGCUCCAGACUCCCUGGCUCCUGUGUCCAGCUCUGCCUCAGAAAGAGAAAGAGGUGAUACACUGGGACUGGGGCUUUCUACCCCUCAGGCCCCUGCACACCAUGUGGAGCCUCAGAAGUUGAGCAUGGAGGAGCCAACCGACCCCAGUCAGCAGUAUGUUCCCCAGCUGCAGCCUUCCUCCCUCACCUCCUCCUCGGUAGACACAGACCCUGCACUAGGCCUGACACUCAGUGAGCAUGGCACCCCCGAGCUGGCCCCACCCCACACCAUCACCGUGAGGGAGGCGCACUUGGGCAUCAAUGAGCCCCCCACCAUGGAGCUGGUGGCAGAGCCAGAGGGAGAGUCUGUCUCUCCAGUCGAGAGCCCACCACAGAGUCUUACUUCCCCUGUGCCCACCCCUCCCUCCGCCUCAACCGUGGCCCUUGAGCCCAGCCCCAACACGCACCACAAUCCAACCGCCAUCCCAAGCAACCACUCUAUCCCAAACAACACCACUGUUGAGGAAGCUGGAGGCAGGGACGUCCCGCUAACACCGCUUCCACCUCAGGGUAAUGGCACAGACAGCGCCCCUCUUGGACACUGGCAGGGGAACGUCACCACAGACAGGGGGCUGCUCUCUAACGGCAACUCAGCGGAGGAGCCUUCCUCUCAGGCGAACAGCUCGUCCCCGAACAGCUUGGAUCCCCCAUCAGACAGCGGGAACUUCCUGAACAGGCUGGUGCCCGCCACCACCCACGACCCCUGGGUACCCGGUAACACCUCGGACCCCACUCUCAACUCCCCGCUGUCCAGGGCAACCAUCUGCCUGAGCAAGAUGGACAUUGUGUGGAUUGUCCUGGCCAUCAGUGUUCCUGUGUCCUCUUGUUCUGUGCUGUUGACUGUGUGCUGUAUGAGGAGGAAGAAGAAGUCGUCAAGUCAGGAGAACAACCUCAGCUACUGGAACAACGCCAUCACCAUGGACUACUUCAGCAGGCAUGCUGUGGAGCUGCCCAGAGAGAUACACACUCUGGAGAGUGAGGAGCACGACACCUGUCUACCCCCCAAUGGAGACUACAGCGGCAGCAGUGUGGUCCUGGUGAACCCUUUCUGCCAGGAGACCCUCUUCAUCAACAGAGACAAAGCCUGUGACAUCUAGAGAAAGAGAGAGGGACACUGGUGGACUGGACUGUCAAAAUAAAAGCCUCCCCCACUUGCUUUCUCCUCCUUUAUCCCUCCUCCCUUGCUGUUGUUGUCUAUUUUAUAUAUGUGGUAAAUAUUCAGAGACUUGGCUUUAUACUGUAUAUUAAAAAAAACACAAAGAGCAGACUGAAAGAAGAGCGAUGUAAACAAGACACUAUUUACUAUGAGGAUGCACCCGCAUAUUUUUCUGAUGUACAUUUUCUACAAAAAAGCUUAAUUGUGAUAAAGGUUUUUAUGUCUUUAUAAAAAAUACAGAGUAUAUGUGGUUUCGUUUCCUUACAGUGGCUUGGUGGUGAGUGCACUGUGGAUGUCGCCACUUGAAUUCUGCUUUAGAGAGAAAUGUGCUAUAAAAAAAAAAAAAAACAUUGAGAAGCGUUUCCUUUUAUUUUUAUUGUUCUUUAAAAUCAGUCCCAAAAUACUUAGCCUGUUGAACUUGAAUUCUGCACCUACGUACUUGGGGGGAGGUACAGAGGUUUCUGUAAAAUAUGUGAGGCCAGAUCCUAGUAGAAAGGAAAUGGUUGAUAGCUGUGGUUAUGGUGGUGGUAAUGGUUGAUUUGAAGAGAACGGUUGAUUGAUUUGGGCUCUGCAUCCAGAAAGGGAACGGUUUGGAGGCACAGUGCAUCUGUCGAUCAAGUCGAAUGGACAUAAAAUGGCUUUUCCCCCUCAUGUGUCACCAGCUUCUCUUAAGAGGGACCACGUUGAUGUCUUAAAUUCCUUACGUCAAGUUGUCGUUAGCUCUCUAUCGGUAUGCGUGCGUGAAUGGCCCGUUUCUGCAUGCAAGCAUGUGUGUACGUCUGUGUGUGCAUGUGUGAAUGUGCAAGUGUGUGCUUAGACGUACAGACAGGUGACACAUUACGAGGGAAAAAACCAACAUGAAAGUGACUCAGUGAGGUGUUGAGCUGCUUCAGAACAGCUUCAGUGCUCUUCAAGUCUCUGGAGCUCUCUACCUGGAAGGAUGGAGCGCCGUUCUUCCAAAAGAUAUUCCCUCAUUUGGUGUUUUGAUGAUGGUGGCGGAGAGCGCUGUCUAACAUGUUGGUCCAGAAUCUCCCACAGGUGUUCAGUUGAGCUGACAUCUGGUGACUGUGAAGACCAUAGCAUAAGAUUUACGUCAUUUUCAUCCCAGUCAACCCAUUCAGUGAGCCCUCGUGCCCUGGGGAUGGGGCUGUGUCAUCAUCGGAUAAAUUUGAUCACUCAGAAUAUCUUUGUAUGGAUUUGCAGCGUCCCUCUCCUCUAAGGGGACCCCAGCCAUGUCAGCAAAAUGCCCCCCACAGUGUAACAGAGCCAGGGGACCCUCUCAUUGAAGGGGUCCAGCAUUCAGGCCUGUGGCGUUCUCUUGGUGGACGCCACACCUGCACUCGCCUGUUUGUCCAGAAUUUUUCCAUAUCUCUGUAAACCAGUGCCUGUAGUUUUUGCACGACUGAACUCUCUUAGUAAUGAGGGCUUUAAGCACUGCAGCCCUGCUAUAAUAUCUCUCUCUCUCUAUGUACAAUAUCGUUUGAAAAAAAUGGUAUUCACCCCCUAGACUUCCAGAGACUUGCAGAAUCGAUGCUGGGAUGCACUGAAGCUCGUGCUGGCCCAACUCCCUUCACUUCACGUUGGUUUUUCCUGUAAUUUGUCCAUCUGUCUGCAUGUUGAAAUGUGUUGCCCCUUACCCACAUGUCACUGUUACAUAAAGUCAAACACAAGGUGUUUCCAUCACUCUCAGUUCAGUUUCAUCUGUCUCCAUGUAUGUUUUUAAGUCGGUCUGCCUGUCUCUUGGUCUCUAUGCCUGUAUCAUGGAGUGGUUACUAUUUUUCUCAACCCUGUAGAAAACAUCCACGCCGACCCUGCAAAAUGUCUCCCUCCAUAAGUGAAGUAUGUGUUCAUCAAUGCAAACAUUGUUCAUUGCAGUGCAGAUGUUGAAUGAUUUUGAAAUAACUGCUGGACCAGGUAAAUGUAAAAGGCCGUGAAAAUAUAUUCUUUACCGGUGAAAUACAGAGAUAAAUAUAUGCUGAAUAUUUACUGUGAGCACAAACAGAGGCAGUUUAAUGGAAAAAAAAAAGAGAUGCAUUUAGAUAUUUUUUUUAAUUACUGAAUCUGUGGCCCUUCUUUUAUCAAGGUUUUACUUUGCAUUGUUGCAGUUUUAUUCAGUAAUCAAUGCUGCCUGCCUCUAUCAUCGCU
Myripristis murdjan (pinecone soldierfish) is the source of this 4641-nucleotide messenger RNA. It is a transcript of the gene tmem108, whose product is annotated as transmembrane protein 108. Gene Ontology annotation, biological process: retrograde axonal transport; dendrite extension; postsynaptic density organization. The record is from RefSeq and is a predicted model, not a curated record. The coding region runs from base 710 to 2437 and encodes 575 amino acids. The transcript has 5 exons. Gene Ontology annotation, cellular component: axon; early endosome; endosome membrane. Lineage: Eukaryota; Metazoa; Chordata; Actinopteri; Holocentriformes; Holocentridae.